Desarmillaria tabescens is the source of this 723-nucleotide messenger RNA. RefSeq lists its product as uncharacterized. Lineage: Eukaryota; Fungi; Basidiomycota; Agaricomycetes; Agaricales; Physalacriaceae. The transcript is spliced from 4 exons. The record is from RefSeq and is a predicted model, not a curated record. Bases 1 to 723 code for a protein of 240 amino acids.
AUGGAUAUUGGGGAGGUCGAGUUCUGCCACAUAGACGAUCUAUGUGCAUUGCUGAAUUACCACCCCCGGCUUCAGACGCUAAAGCUCAGCAAAAACAUUAGUAUCAGAGAUUCCGAGAAGCAGGAGAAUAUGGAGCUGAAACAUAAUCUCUAUGUUUCCGCCGUGAUGGCAAACUCUCAGUAUCGGUUUCCUUUCGAUCUGUGCUGCCUCCGCAAUCUCAUCCUAGCAGUUGCACCGCAAAACUUCCGUUCCUGUGUAGCAGCCAUCAUGACGCCCGUCGCAAAAUCGAUCGAGAGAUUGGAGCUGAAUAUUUUCACACUCAAUCUAAGAAGGCAUUACCCUACCCACCAGUCGAAUUCCUCCCUCCCUUCCUUGCCCCGUCUCCGCUCCAUCAGGAUUUAUUACGAAAGCCCCGGUCGGUCGUUGCUGGAUUGGUUAGCUUUUAAUAUCUUCCGCCAUGCACCCAAACUACAAGAGAUUAUGCUAACUACCUCCCUUCUCUCAAACCGCUUGACAGAUGGACACGUCAUGAUUGGCGAAGGUGUAUGGAUGCGCUUGGACACUGUUAUUGCUGCACAUCCUACUAUCCAUUCGUCCAUGAUCGAUUUGAGCGUGUUCAGAUCGACGAGGUAUCUGGACUGGAGAGAGAUGAUGAUGCUGUCUAUUCAGAGACUGCUUCCCGCCACCGUGGCUAAGGGAAUUACGUAUGGUCUCGACUUCUAG